Messenger RNA from Psilocybe cubensis, 1368 nucleotides. RefSeq lists its product as uncharacterized. Lineage: Eukaryota; Fungi; Basidiomycota; Agaricomycetes; Agaricales; Agrocybaceae. Bases 1 to 1368 code for a protein of 455 amino acids. Gene Ontology annotation, molecular function: protein binding. The record is from RefSeq and is a predicted model, not a curated record. The transcript is spliced from 2 exons.
AUGCAGCCUCAAACGCUCCCACCUGAACUAUGGGAUUCCAUCUUCUCGUUCUUAUACGACGAUCGUCCUGCGAGUCUUCGAUCUUGCGCAGGGGUCAACAAGCAAUUCUCUGAGCUGGUUGAAAAGUAUCUCUACCGGAAAGUCACCAUAACCAACCACGGGGGGCUACGUGCAUACCCAGAGGCCUACUCGGCAGAGCAGAUGGCCAAACUGUUGCAAAACAAGCCGCACAUUUCAUCUUACGUCCGGUCACUCAACAUUGAAACAUAUAUUUUCGACACAUCGAUUCGGAUCCGAAGUGAAAAGGUCCUGGGGCAUACUAUAUCUCUUUUCCCGAAGCUUACCGAGAUAUCGUUGAGUGGAUGUCAUCACAUUAUGGCCUCGUGGAUCAUAUUCCACGGGGAAUUUCAGAAAUCGUUUGCUCAUAUCCUCCGUCUUCCAACGCUAGAAACCCUCACGAUCCAGGACAUGCGACAAUUUCCGCUGCACCUUCUUGAUUAUUGCACGUCGCUUAAGACUCUGAGGCUUCUCAGGGUUCAGGCAGCAAUGUUGGGUUUACAUUCACCGUUGGCCUUGCCUUCUCCUCCCGCCCAGGGACUAUCCAACCUGCUCACACUUGAGCUGUCUAAAGGGGUUGGCGCAGAUUUAGGACCAUUAAUCUUCUGGUUUAUAUCCCCAAAGACCCCAUCUACAAUCUCUUUGAAGGCUCUGCAUAUACACCUAACACAUCUGUAUGAUGCCCCGCUCAUUCAGCUCCUUCUGAACUCAAAGCCAGCCGAUUCAGUAAAGAGCUUAUACAUGAAUGUUAACUCUCAAGUUCGUACUGUUUUUCAUGCAAAUGCCUACAAUGAACUGCAUAGGACAUCAUCUCCAAGCAACGAGCAGAUCUGGGACCUUUCUUCGCUCACCAGCCUGCAAACCAUCGAAAUAUCCGCAAGCAUCGAUUUUGCCCGGGUGGUGUCCCGGUACGGCUCGACGAUACUAAACGCAUCCUACGUGCUCUACUCGCCCAUACCAUGGAUCACCCGUCUCCUCGAAAAGCCAUCACUGCCCCUCAUUCAGCUCAGAAGUGUAGUUAUCGUCCUUACGUUGCCAUUGAGCAUCGAUGCGGUGCUCCUGCUGGGAAAGAUGGAUUGGAAGCCGUUGACGGAUAUUAUAUGGUUGCUCGCUCGACGCUAUAGUCUCCGUUCCGUCGAGAUUAGGCUGAUGACCUCUUCACACCAGCAUUUCCAUGGAGAGACAGUGACCCAUGAUGUGCAGGAGAUUCUCACUAUGUUGGAGGAUAAUCAACAUCUCGAAAUGUUAAUCAGGAAGGGUAUCUUGAAGUUAAACAGUAGCGAAUUGGCCAUCACUUUUCCUUCAAAUUAA